Populus nigra (black poplar) is the source of this 2146-nucleotide messenger RNA. Its product is annotated as signal peptide peptidase-like 4. The transcript has 14 exons. Lineage: Eukaryota; Viridiplantae; Streptophyta; Magnoliopsida; Malpighiales; Salicaceae. Gene Ontology annotation, biological process: membrane protein proteolysis. The record is from RefSeq and is a predicted model, not a curated record. Gene Ontology annotation, cellular component: lysosomal membrane; lumenal side of endoplasmic reticulum membrane; cytoplasmic side of endoplasmic reticulum membrane. Bases 149 to 1762 code for a protein of 537 amino acids. Gene Ontology annotation, molecular function: aspartic endopeptidase activity, intramembrane cleaving.
ACCACACGGCGUUUUAUAAUGUCUCCCUCCUAAAACGACAAGGAGAAUUCAGGCUCUCUCUCUCUCUCUCUGCACUUUCACACCUCCUCCUUCUCCUCCCUUUCUCCGCUGAAACCCUAAAAAAACACUUCAAAUUAUGUAGUUUAAAAUGGAUACUUAUAAAAAGAUAUAUCUGGUAAUAGCUUUGCUAGCUUCAAGCUUUUGUUUGGGAUCAGCCGGUGAUAUAGUUCACCACGACGACGUCGCUCCUAAGCGGCCUGGCUGUGAAAAUAACUUCGUUCUGGUCAAAGUACCAACUUGGAUUAAUGGCGUAGAAGACAUUGAGUAUGUUGGUGUCGGUGCUCGUUUUGGUCUCACUUUGGAAUCGAAGGAAAAACAUGCUAAUUUAUUUAUACUUGCCCUGGCUGACCCUCCUGAUUGUUGUAGCAAACCCAAAAAUAAGCUUUCAGGGGAGAUCAUAUUGGCGCACCGAGGUAACUGUAGCUUCACAACAAAGGCAAAUGUUGCUGAAGAUGCUGGUGCUUCAGCUAUUCUCAUCAUAAACAACCGGACAGAACUGUUCAAGAUGGUUUGUGAAGUCAAUGAAACUGAUGUAAAGAUUGGCAUUGCUUCUGUCAUGCUCCCACAAGAUGCUGGUGCAAGCUUGGAAAAAUAUUUGACGAGCAGCUCAUCAGUUAAAGUGCAGCUAUACUCACCACGACGUCCAGUGGUGGAUGUUGCAGAAGUGUUCUUAUGGCUUAUGGCUGUCGGUACCAUUUUAUGUGCCUCUUACUGGUCUGCAUGGAGUGCAAGAGAAGCUGCUAUAGAGCAGGAUAAGCUAUUGAAGGAUGGUUUGGAUGAAUUGAUUCAUAUGGAUGGUGUCCGUUCCAGUGGUAUUGUUAACAUCAACACGACAUCUGCAAUUCUCUUCGUUGUGAUCGCUUCUUGUUUCUUAGUUAUGCUUUACAAACUUAUGUCGUACUGGUUUAUCGAGGUUCUGGUGGUUCUGUUUUGCAUUGGGGGAGUGGAGGGCUUGCAAACUUGCUUGGCUGCUUUGUUAUCAUGUUUCAGAUGGUUUCAACCUGCGGGAGAAUCAUUUGUUAAAGUUCCCUUCUUUGGAGCUGUCUCGUAUCUAACACUGGCAGUCUCUCCUUUCUGCAUAGCAUUUGCUGUUGUUUGGGCAGUUUUCCGCUCUAUCUCCUUUGCCUGGAUAGGUCAAGAUAUCCUUGGUAUUGCUCUGAUCAUUACAGUUCUUCAGAUUGUUCGUGUGCCAAAUCUCAAGGUUGGAACAAUUCUUCUAAGUUGUGCCUUCUUGUAUGACAUCUUCUGGGUUUUUGUUUCGAAAUGGUUGUUCAAGGAGAGUGUUAUGAUUGUGGUGGCUCGUGGUGAUAAGAGUGGAGAGGAUGGUAUACCGAUGCUACUGAAAAUCCCACGGAUGUUUGAUCCUUGGGGUGGCUAUAGCAUAAUUGGGUUUGGUGACAUCAUCUUACCAGGAUUGCUUGUAGCUUUUUCAUUAAGGUAUGACUGGCUUGCAAAGAAGAAUCUUCGAGCAGGAUACUUCUUGUGGGCAAUGACUGCUUAUGGUUUAGGUCUCCUAGUAACAUACGUAGCUUUGAACAUGAUGGAUGGGCAUGGCCAGCCAGCUUUGCUUUACAUUGUUCCAUUCACCCUUGGUACCUUUUUGACGUUGGGAAAGCAAAGAGGAGAUCUGAAAGCAUUAUGGACAAUGGGAGAGCCUGAAAGACCCUGCCGGCACAUCCAAUUUCAACCCUCUGGAUCUUAGUGAUACAGGUCUUGCAUGCGCGUCAUAAUUACCUGUACAAGUUGUAGGAGAGCUUGUAAUAUCUGUUGCCAUUAACUGACUGGGAACUGAAGCUAGAGUAAAAUUAGUUUUGACUAAUUGCAAAUGAUCUUUUUAUCUCAGCUCGGAUUCACCAGAAACUUUUACUUGCAACAUCACCAUAUACAUAGGUGCCUGAGCCUCGUGCUGGAUUCGAUCGUAUGAUAUAGUGAAAACAUAGCAUUGGUUCCAGGGCCUUUAGACGUUUUGCUUUAUCCAACACCUUGCUUUGUUAUUGUAUCCUCGUAUAUGUAAUCUCAUUGUAAUCAGGCCACUCUGGGAGUAUCUUAUUCCAGCAUAUAAUUCUAUCCCCUCUUAGGUGUACAA